Messenger RNA from Pseudomassariella vexata, 1972 nucleotides. RefSeq names its product T-complex protein 1 subunit gamma. Gene Ontology annotation, biological process: protein folding. The record is from RefSeq and is a predicted model, not a curated record. The coding region runs from base 182 to 1801 and encodes 539 amino acids. The transcript is spliced from 4 exons. Lineage: Eukaryota; Fungi; Ascomycota; Sordariomycetes; Amphisphaeriales; Pseudomassariaceae. Gene Ontology annotation, molecular function: ATP hydrolysis activity; ATP binding; ATP-dependent protein folding chaperone. Gene Ontology annotation, cellular component: chaperonin-containing T-complex.
GCUUUUGACCAGGCUCCCAGAAACUUUUUGGAAGUCGACACAAGCUUGCCGGGUCGCAUCACAGCAGAAUAUUGACGAUUUGACCUCUUGAGAUUGACGCCUGGAGCUCCCCUACGACUAUAAUAGCACCUUUCGACGUUCCCGAAUUCCAUACUUCCCCCCCCGGGAAGCGCCAUUCAAGAUGCAGGCGCCAGUUUUAGUUAUGAACACCCAGGCGGGUGAGAGACAGACGGGUCGCAAAGCCCAGAUGUCUAAUAUCGCUGCUGCGAAGACAGUCGCCGAUAUCAUCCGAUCAUGUCUGGGCCCCAAGGCCAUGCUGAAGAUGUUGUUGGACCCCAUGGGCGGCAUCGUCCUGACGAAUGAUGGCCACGCAAUCCUGAGAGAAAUCGAGGUGUCACAUCCUGCUGCGAAGAGCAUGAUCGAGCUCAGUCGAACACAGGACGAGGAGGUUGGCGACGGCACAACGACGGUCAUCAUCUUGGCUGGUGAGAUUCUGGCGCAGUCCCUUCCCCAGCUCGAGCGAAACAUCCACCCCGUGGUCAUCAUUUCUGCCUUCAAGCGAGCCCUCAAGGACGCCCUCGAGAUCAUCGACGAGAUCUCCAUGCCCAUCGACAUCAACGACAACAAGGCCAUGAACAGCUUAAUAUCUUCAUCAAUCGGAACCAAGUUCGUGUCGAGAUGGUCUGAUCUUAUGUGCGACCUGGCCCUUAGCGCUGUCCGGACUGUAGCCUGGGAGGUUGGCAACGGCAAGCAAGAGGUCGACAUCAAGCGCUAUGCACGUGUGGAGAAGGUGCCCGGUGGAGAGAUCGAGGACAGCAGAGUACUGGACGGCGUCAUGCUAAACAAGGACAUCACACACCCCAAGAUGCGAAGGAGAAUCGAGAACCCCAGGAUCGUGCUUUUGGACUGCCCCUUAGAGUACAAGAAGGGAGAGUCGCAGACAAAUAUCGAGAUCACCAAGGAGGAUGACUGGAACCGCAUCCUGCAGAUCGAAGAGGAGCAGGUCAAAGCCAUGUGCGAAAACAUCCUGGCGCUUAACCCCGAUCUGGUCAUUACCGAGAAGGGCGUCUCGGAUCUUGCGCAGCACUACUUCAUGAAGGCCAACGUCACCGCCCUCCGAAGGGUACGAAAGACGGACAACAACAGAAUAGCCCGAGCCACAGGCGCCACCAUUGUCAACCGAGCGGAAGAUCUGCAAGAGUCGGAUGUCGGAACGCAGUGCGGCUUGUUCGAGAUUGAGAAGAUUGGUGAUGAGUACUUUACCUUCCUGACCAAGUGCAAGUCGCCGAAGGCCUGCACGGUUCUCCUGAGAGGUCCCUCAAAGGAUGUCUUGAACGAGAUCGAACGUAACCUUCAAGACGCCAUGGGCGUGGCCCGCAAUGUGAUGUUCCACCCUCGACUCUCCCCAGGUGGCGGUGCGACGGAGAUGGCCGUGUCUGUGAGAUUAGGCCAGCUGGCGAAGAGCAUCGAGGGCGUUCAGCAAUGGCCGUACAAGGCUGUGGCGGAGGCACUCGAGGUCAUCCCCCGCACACUCAUCCAGAACGCAGGUGCCAGCCCGGUGAGAGUUCUGACUGAACUUCGGGCCAAGCAAGCCGAGGGCAAGAGCUCUUGGGGGAUCAACGGCGAUAACGGUACGCUGGCUGAUAUGAAGGAUUACGGUAUCUGGGAGCCUGAAGCAAUAAAGCUCCAAAGUAUCAAGACGGCUAUUGAGUCUGCUUGCCUGUUGUUGAGAGUGGACGACAUCUGCAGCGCGAAGAAGGCACAACAAGUAGGCGCUGGACUGGGUGGUGGGGACGAUUAAAGGGACGAUCUGGUUUGGGUGGUUGGUCACAAUGAGAAAUGCCAUAGAAGUCAUACCCGUGUACCAACAGCUUGGUCCAAAAAAGUGAUGAGAAUAGAUGAAUUAGACGGCUUUACUGCCAAGCAUUAGGGGCCUCUGUCUACACCCAACAAUCUGAUUCCACUCGUGCCG